Amoebophrya sp. A120 is the source of this 14070-nucleotide messenger RNA. The record is from the annotation of a GenBank genome assembly. Lineage: Eukaryota; Dinophyceae; Syndiniales; Amoebophryaceae.
CUCGAACAGAAUUUCGUGUAUUAUGGUCGUCGUGAUGAAAAUAAGUUUACUUUAGUUUAGUUUCCGGAAUCUUCGCCGCCUCAAGAUUGAAAGUCCAACUGCAGCUACUCGUUUAUCUUCAUUUGUUUGGAAAAAGAGCUCGCUUCGUCAGACGUUAUUUGUGGGAUAAAGUGCUAUGUGAUCGUUUACCAGCAGUGGGGGUGCGAUUGGGAAUGAAAGCGAACCACGUCAGGAGGAUCUCGUCGUCGAGAAAUAUGGGCAGAAGUCUUCCACUAGAAAAAAUGGACACAGGAAAAUAUUUGUGAUUGCAGCUAGUAUUUGUAUUGCCUGCAGCUAGUAGACCCCAUAGUAUUAAUUCAUUACUUCUCCCCGCACAUCCACCACCCUCGUUGCACGUCUAGUUCGUACACCUGAUGCACUACCAUCGUGGUUUGUUUUUGCCCACUGUCGACGUCUGGAAAAAUUCUUGGAAGCACGAAAUAUUAAACAUGAACCGAAAUAAAAAACGCGCAGAAGAAUAGAAGAAAUAGGUGUCCGGUGCUCUACAAUAAAUGCUGUGAAUAAGUAAUGUGGUCUCCGCAUGAGAACUAAACUUCUAGCUCGAACAAAAGAAAGAAUUAUGGCACCCUCUUCAGCAGCUCCCUUUGCGGUGGCUGCAUUCGUAGAACCAGCUCGGACAGUAUCCUUGAGCUGAAGUUCCACAACUUAAAGAGACAACACGAUUAUAGUCGUCUCCCCGAGCAUCCCGCCGCGGCAGGAGGGUUGUACUACGACAGUCUCCACUUCUUCUUCUAGUUGCUUGUGAUCACAAUACCCCACUGCCCACCAUGAGCGACGACAAGAAGCAGCUCGUGGCGCUGUACAACUUCGAUCCCACGAAGAUCGACUGGCCCUUCAAGCGGCAGAAGCCGCUGCCGCUCGUCACCGGUCAGACCAUUAAGGUUAUGUACGAUGACGGCUCCGACUGGCUCCUCGGAAUGCUGGUCUCGGACCCCACGCAAAAGGGGUAUAGGAGGAUUUUUUUCAACUUUUUGUUUUUUCAUUUCCUCGAUGUAUCAUAGUCAUGCUUGUUUCCGUGUCGCAACAUAAACAUUUUUCUUUUGAGGUAUUUUCCGAAAAACUACACGGUUACGUUGCACGAGUACUACGAGUUGAUGAAGGAGUACGCGGAUGGCAGCGACGAUGGUGCCAGUGACGACAGUGGUGUGUUGAAGCCGGAGCCGGAACGACUCCCGGCGCCCUCGCAGCCGGUGGACAACUUCACCGAGUUUAUGCGCCGCGAGAAGGGCGAGGUCGAAGACGACGAAGAGGACACGGAUGAGGAACCACCAGGUAAAUGAAAGAACUAACUUCUUCUACAACUCGCGCCAAUCUCGGUUUUCCUGUCGAGUUUCAUUAUCAUGAAAUGUUUCUUGUCCUUGUGCAUCUCGCAGCCUACCAUGCUUGCUGACAUCGGUUUCUCAAACCAGUCGAUACUCUUGCUACUUCUAAAUAUAACAAUCAAACAGAGGAGACUAAGGAUGCGAUUAAGAAGCAUCCCGCGUUGAGCACACAGCCGCCCAUUUCAACGACGUUGUCGGACCAGAAAGUCAAACUUUUGAAGGACAUGCCAAAAUUUGACGACAACCAGGAGGCCUCGCUGGAUCCAAUAAGACCCGAGAUCGGAGGUAUGAUUUUUUUUUAUUUGCCGCUUGUUGCGGGAGCGAAACCGAGGAAAGCAUCGGAACAAAUUUUUGUUCUUUUGCAAUGAUGAGUAGUUGUGAUGUUCUUGAUGCGCUACCACUAUCUCUAUCGACGAGUCGCGUCUGUGCAUGAUGGUGGUUCUUGCGAUGAAGAUGAUUAGCUCGUUUUUCCUACAACUCUCAGGUCUCGCCGGUUCUCUGGCGGCCAUCGCUGAGGGCGCCGUUUUGAACACCGCGAAGGCGGACCAGGAUGCCACCCAACGACGGUUGUUGGAAGACGGUGGGAGGAUAAGCGACACCCGCGCCUCUACCCCGGCAACCUACACGAGCAUCCGGCCGCCCCGGGAUUUCGUCCGCAAACACAUGGACGUGGACAUGCAGCAAACGUAUUUGCGUCGGGUCACGCCGUUGGACGAACUGAUUAAGAAAAAGGGGCUGCAGGAUUUUCAUCCACAGGUAUGAAAAAGUACGCAUGUUUUAAUUCAUGUAUGGAGAUCAACACGUGACGUUGUUCAGUUUCAGUAUCAGUUGUAUAGAAUGCUGAUCUGGAGGUGAGAACGUAUUUUUUUAAAAACACAAAUCGGAAUAAAAAGCACCAUCAACGAACUUUGUCUUUGACUUUCAUGUUAAAAUCCUAUCACCAGAUUAACCGCCCGGUCCCCUACGAAGCGGACUUGCGGGUGCGGGCGACGACGUGCCGCAUUGCCGCGGGUAUCGAACCGCCGCACAUGCGUAUCGCCUUGGAGAAGGCCCGGACCGCGGGCGCGCGGUGGACGCAGAUGUUCCGCCCGGGUCUGAACGACAUGGUGAACGAAACGGUGAAGAUGGGCGCGGACGCGAGUAUUUUGUCGAACUUGUACAUGUACGACUACGAGGCGAGGGAGCAGUUCAUGAAGCAGCACAUCCGGGACGUGAAGGGCGUGUUGUGGUUCGAACUGCAGAGGAGGAAGCAGCACUUGUUCUACAUGCGCAUGGACUUCGUCGAUCUCAUGAUGUUUCACCCCGACGCCUGGGGUUUCCCGGAUGCGCUGCAACAGGUACUAGACGGGGAAGGGAUUUUUGUGCGGUAGUGCAACAAUUGGUUUUACAUACAAUUUGCAUGCUGCGCAUCACAAAUUCAAUCGACUACUUCCCUAAACAAGGUUUCCGGUGGUGAGGCGACGGAUCCUCUGCAUGGUUGGUACGCCCAACGCGCACUGGACAACGACCAGGAGAUGGAGGAAGCGAUUUUCUCAUACAAGGUGCGCCAGAGAAAACUUCCGUCGCACGCCUUCCAGGCCUUGGCUCUCGGUAGGAAAUAUGAAAACGUUGGCUCAUAUUUGUUUUCAUCGGUAAUCAAUCGUUGUAAUUUUUAUAGGCUGUUUUUGAAUUUUUUGAAAUCAACAACAUCGGAGGACGAUCAUCGGAGGAGUACCAGAAUUGAAUCUCCAUACGUGGCAACGCGACAAGGAAAUUUCAAACGAAAUAAUCUGUCAGGUAAAAUGCCGGAGUGGGUGAUGGAAGCGGGUGAGAUUACCGCGGAAGUGCAACAAAUCGAGGACAUCGACGCUAUUCUUGGAGAACCAGGUGCCGCUGAUGAGGCGACGGAGGAGGAAGAGGAUAGAGUUUCCAAUGCCACCGAACCAACGCCGGAAGUUGAUCUACCAGAUGGCAUGCUGCCGGAAGAGCGCGCCGCCGCAGAAGAAGCUGCUGCGAAAAGAGGAAGCAAAAAAGUAGAAUGAUUUAUUUUUAUUUUCGAGUCAGCGGAUUGAAUUUCAAUUUUUUUUUUCCUAACAAAUUAUACUAAAACAGCAUGGUAGGGACGACGUGUCGUCCACCUUUCGCAGCAUUCACGCAAAGUUGUAUUUUUUUGAUGAAAGUCUUGCAUCAAAAGUCGGUUUGUCCAGCGGCGCGAUGGAGUUUUUUUUUUGUCAAAAAAUAAAAGUCAUGUACUAUCAGGUGAAGCAACCGACAAAAGGGCAGCAGCUUACGACGCAGCAAAUGUUGGAAGCCGGUCUUGGAGAUGAGGAAGACGUGUACCUGAAGGUGAACGAUUUGAAAUUCGUGAAGCAGCGCACCAUUGGUCCGGAUGUGUUGGACGUGGUGAUGCGCAGCUACAAGUUGAAAGGCACAAACGCCAUGCGGUUGAUGCUGCGAUCUCGCGGCAGCCCGGACAAAACGAGCUCCUCGUUGCCGGUGUCGCCGAAACAAAUCAAGGAUCUUGCCACGCAGUUGGGGAUUCUCGGAAACUACCACUUCUAUUGGUAUGGAUGCAAAAAAAAUUUUUUUUUUUCCUUUAUUUUCCAUGUGCAUGACAGCAUCGGGGGUAACAAGUUUAUGCAGGACGGUUUUAUGAGCUAAUCCUAAUUUAGUGAAGCAACCUGAAAAUUAAACGAGAGAGCGCUGCUGGAUCACAAGUUCUUUUCUUUUUCUGCCACUAGCAUUGAAUAAGAAUUUUUACAUGAUCUCAAAAUAAUCCUCCAGGUACUGUUACUUUGCGCUCCGCUACCCGCUUCCGCCGCACUGGGACUUGAUUGUGAAGAACGAUGUUCGGUGGUACAUCAAUUUGGAAACCGAGCACAUUCAGCCGAUCCACCCCAUGGUGGACCAGUUCCGCGAGCACUUGUUAUGAAAGUGCACAACUCCCCCACCUCCUUCUCAUUUGUCGUGCGAAAUACUAAAUCCAUCCGUGGCCUCUUCGUACUGCUUGCAUGACAAAUUUCGGAAUUCCAAGCCGCACUAGAAUCGGUCGUCAUUUUGUCAUGCAAAAGCUGCAUCUAUGCCCGAGCUUGUGUUGCCAUCUAAAUGAGGAGGGGGGGGAGUUGUGCACGCUCACACCUGUCCGACUGCAUCCAGAACGACUUUCUGUGGGACUACCGAGGGUUCGUGAAGAUAAAGUGCAGCGAGUGCGGGAUUCCGGACAGCAUCGUCUGGUGCCAGCAGUGCACGGACUACUACUGCAUCAUGUGCUUCCAGAAGUUGCACAAGUCGAAGCGCGGCCGCAAGCACUGGGUGCAGCCGCUCCCGGGCUGCCGGUACUUGACCGCCUCGGAGGUGCAAAUCAUGAAGGACUACGUGCCGAUGCUGAAUGUCGGGUUCACGAACCGGCGAAGGUUUCUUGCCCGGGACAACCAGUCCGACAAAACGGGUUACGAGGGCGGCGACAAGUGGCUGUACUUCACGAAGGACACGUUUGAGCAGGCGUUAGCGAUUACACCCGCGAAGCACUGGUUCCUGCAGCGGUUGAACCCGCCGCGGUUGAGCUCGACCAGUGAAGGAUACUACUACAAUUUCAAGGUAAAAGUAGAGAGAUAAUUUUUGCUUGUAUGUCUCGUCUACUUGUUUCUGCUUAGUGGCAACUAAUGAUAAUUUUUCAUGACCAUGCAGCAGACCCUCAACAGCAAAAUGAAACUUGAUUUGAUUUUCAUCUUCACGAAAUAUUCUCUAUCAGGAAGAAAUCGUAUGCGACGACCCGGGGCACAUUAUCCAGAAGGCCAAGGAGCAGAAAGCGCUUUUGUCUAUCCAGAAGUUCUGCCGCGGUGCGCUCGCCCGCGCGCAGGUCCGCCGGGAAACCGCCGCGGUGAUCGUGAUCCAGAAGUACAAGCGCAUGUGGGAUUGCCAGAAAAUCUUCGGUAAACACGGUUCGAACGCGAUCAUUCUUCGCGGCUGGUACCGCAAGUUCAAAGCGCACCAGGAGAAGGAACUGAUGCACAAGCGGGCGUCGCAAAUCCAGGCCUUGUUCCGCGGAAAGAUCGUGCGCAUCUCGAUCCAGGACCGAAACUUGGCUGCGACGAAGCUGCAGUCCGCGUUCCGGGGGAGCGUCUGCAGAGUGCAUGUGAAGAGAUUUCACAAAGCCGCGGACGUGCUGCAGAGGGCGUUUAGAAUGUAAUUAAAUUACCAUGUUUUUUUGAAUGUUUUGUGUUUGAACUACAUGCACUUGAUAAAUUCAAGGAUACCUCUCCCUACGAACUAUGACUAUCUCUUGCGCACCAUGCGACCACAGAGCGCUGUGAUGCCAAAAUCCUAAACCCCCACCCCAGGUACCUCUACGGGAAGAAGCCGGUCCGGGUGAUGAACCAGGCCGCCGCGCGGCUGCAGGCCAUGUCCCGCGGCACCCUGACCCGCAUGCGCCACAAAAACCUCGUGCACCACACGACCUUGGCGCAGGCGCGGAUGCGCGGGUACCUCGGCCGGAAACUGAUGAACCACAAGCAGAAGAUGGCCACGAAGAUCCAGUCGCACUGGCGACGGUGGCAGGCCCAGCUGGCCAUGAAGAUGCAUUUGUACAGUCGGUUGGACGAGAUCUACGGCGUCCGCAAGCAGGUGAUGAAGGAAAAGUUGUCCGACCUCGCCGCCACCAUGAUCCAGCGGAACUUCCGCAAGCACAAGGGUUACGAGUACUUCGUCAACGAGAAGCGGGACAAGGCGGAAGCGGACAAGAGAAUCUCGACCGUCCUCGUGUCCGCCCUGCUCGGGGCAAGCAACGUGCGGUAUUUCGUCCAUCCCUGGUUCCGGCACUUGCCCCCGGAAAUCCAGGAGGUGCUGGAGCAGAUCAAGGCGUCGUUGCAGAGAACUUUAGGCUUGACCCGGGUCACCGGGAAGCUUGCCAACGAGGAGAUCGGGACCCGGUCGAAGCGCUGCAGCGCGAAGGACUUAACGUUAGACGAGUCGGAGAACGACCUGGGGACGCACAUGCUGGUCACGAUUGUGCACCAUUUAUUGUCCCACAUCGACAACGACGUGUUCUCCAACACGGUGAAGUGGUGCUGCUACAACCUGGCGCACUUGUCCACGUCGUUUUUGAAGUGCCCGGCCUACCCCUUCGAAGAGAUCACGUUGGGGAAGCAGCCGGACAUGCCGGUCCCGCCGCGACCCGGUGAGCCGUUGGAAUCGAUGUCGCAGGACUACUGCCACAUCAACCACCACCACGACCGGAUGAUGACGGCCACGCCGGAAAACUUCUACGUCUUGUUUCUCGCGAACAUGUAUGAAAUGUAAAAAUGUCUGGGUCUGGACGGUCGCAACUUGUGAUGCUGCAUUUGGAUUCCAAAAAAAAUUGUAUUGCAUGAGUAGCAAAGGGAAUGUAAUUCUUGCUACGCGGAUAGGGCAUUUGUCAUGCGACAUAGGCAUCAAGAACCCCUCGAAAAAUCUGUGAUGCUACGGCAUGUAUCACAGACAUCAUGGCUCAUGCAAAACGUGCAUGACAAGUCUCAGAAUCUGCCAGACCCAGACAUUUUUACACUUGAUAACAUGCCCCCGCAUUUGCGACAUGUGUACUUAACCGCCCAGAUUUUGAUCACCACGAGGCAGGCGCUGGAUUUGUCCAGCUUGUCCACCGACGAUCACUUCGCGUUCCAGGGCGUGGACGCCACCGUCGGGUCGCAGAUCAUGGACGUUUUGUCGAAAGAGAUGGGUCUGCGGUACCCGUCUGAAUGGCCGAAAGCGCACGGGACGGUGUACAGUCUGGCAACGCAGGUUGGGAAAUUCAUCACGACCUUGCCCGGUUUGGAAGCCGACAAGGACGGCAAGCCGUCGAAACUCGCGGACCCGAAGCAGAACCCGCUGCUGUCCCGCCACGCCUCGGUCGUGAUGGGCCCGGAGUACAAGGGCGGGAGACUCAGUUUCUUCAACCGCCCGGCGUGUCUGCGUAUCGUGCAGCAGCUGUCGUAUCUGAUGCGGGACCAGGAAGGGAUUAUUCGGUACAUCCGCAGGAAGAAGGACGCCGAGAAGGAAAAGCAAGACGGCGGCGAGGGGAACGUCCGGCAGAGCCGGUUCAUCGCGGUGAUUGACAAGUUGUUCGACCUGGCUUACAAGGCGAAGCACGACCACUGCCCGUUCGUCUUAGCCGUUGUGUUAUUCCACAUGCUGUGCCGCGGGUUGAUGGUGAGGACGUACUACCACCGGGCUAGUGUGCAACUCCAAAGCAAAUACCGGUACUACAAGGCGACGACGCAGCGGAGGAAGCAGUUGGGCCCGGCUUUACUUCUCCAGAGGUACUGGCGGGGGGUGAAGACCUCGAUGAAGACCUACAACAUGCUGAAUGCGGUCGAAUUGGUCCAGCACAACGUGCGCGCGGUGCAGCGAAAGCGAAAGAAUCAUUCCUUUACCCUCGCGGUCGCGAAGAUCCAGCGGUUGUGGCGCGGGGCGGUGAUGCGCAAGUGGUUUCGCAAGAUGAACCACGCGGCCAUCACGAUUCAGAAGAACGUGUAUCCUGAGCAAAUAACGUAUCGUACUAGUAGAAAUUGCGCUUUUUUCAUCAGCAUUAAUUUGUAAUGCGGAUGUGGCUUAAGCUUAACAAGAACCAACGAGAUUUGUCAUGGACGAUUGGGAUUACUACUAGUACCAGUACGAUACUUUUGCAAUGCAUAACGUGCGGCGGUUGCUGAUCUUAGUGGUCUUCAACAAGGAAGGCCGACGGCUUGCGGCGAAAUUCAAGCAGGAGUCCCACGCACUGUGCGAGAAGGCAGGGAGAAUGACGGAGUCGGAAUUUCUCGCGCGGAAAGCAGCGCUGGUCGCAAAGUCCAGAGUCCAACUCCACAAGCACCGAGAAAGGAACAUCGACUACCGCCGCAUGGUUGCGGUCCACGGGCAGUCGAAGCACGCGCGCGCGAAGAAGAAGGACAACCGCGAGAACAUGAAGGGCACGAUCCAGCCGGUCCGGCUGUGCUUCUCCGAGCCGCUCACGUUCGCAAUCGCGCGCGGGAAGCGCGGGAUGCGGGAGCAGGAGAUGCUGGCGGGCAAGCUCGCGGUCGGCACCGGGGACAGCGACCAGAUGCCGUCGGGCUUCACGAAGACCGCGAUCAUGACGCUGACCGAAAACGCGAAGCGCUCUUUGGAGAAGACCAUGCCGCCCAGCACCAGUCACAUGAAGAUCCACCCGCUGAAGCGUCGCGGGUCGCAGAUCAAGCACGUGUUGCGGGUGGGGAAAAGGCCGCAGGCCCCGACGGUGGCAGAGUCGAAGCUGAUCGACGAGGACUUUCUCAGCAACUGGGAAACCAAGCAGUUCCGCACGUCGAUUCCGUGGAUUCCGAAGUCCGUCGGUCUGCGACUGGUCCAACCACACCAGAAGAACAACUUGCGGGCGACCUAUUUCAUGGCCUCGGCGUUCUUAGGUACUUCCAACUUUAUGUAAGUAUGAUUUGCACGUGUAAUUGGAACUACAGAGUGAAAUCUUUAUCUUAGGCUAAGAUAAAGAUUUCAAUUCAAAGACAAACACAAUCUGACAUACUGCAUUCAAUUUUCCAAUUCACCCAAAUCAACAGGCGGUCUGCUUUCGCGGGCGGAUGACAAGCGACCAGCCCCGUGGUUCCACCGCCUGAAAUUACCCAAGCCGCAGGAGCUCCCGGCCGAUGUGCAGGAGCACAUGGCCGCUGCCGCAAAGAUUAUUUGCACCAAGAUCAACCAGGACGUCACUACGCUGAAUACCAAGAACCUCUCUCCGUGGAGAAAGGCGCUGAUGUCGGUCGUGAUGAUCUGGAAGUCCCUGUUCGCCUACGCGGGCGCCAGAACGGUGAAGCCUGCGAAAGCGACGCCGGUGCUCCUUAUGAGCAGCAACGAGUCCAUGUUCACGUGUGUGUCGUUCUGGUUGUCCAGGUUGUGGAUUGAGACGCUAAAUCAGUUCACCACCCGAGAAAACCGGUACCGCGGAAUCAAGUCGCGACCGAAGUGGGACGUGUUGGAGACGCUCGAAUACCGGUGCGUCGGCGAGAAGUUCGGCUUCGCGGUGAACGACCCGGCGAGGGAUAAAGUGCAGCCCGCGACGGCUUCCGCGAACAGCGUGAAGGCGGCGAACCUGCAGGACUUUUUGGAGGAGGUGCUGGCUUUGCGAUUUGCCUCCGAAAUGCUGAUGGAGUCCAACCGGGAUGCGGAGGAACACAUGGACCACUUCAUGAAGCGCAAGGAAAAGGCAAAGAAAGUCAGGAAAGUCGGUGCGGACAAGAACAAGGCGGCUGCCGCGGUAACGGGGGUAGAUGCCAACAGACAGGCACUGGACAGCUUCACGGGGUCUUCCUGGACGGAAGAUGCGGAGGUAGAAGAUAGUUGGGUUUUGCGGCAGCGCGACUGUUUUUUACGGCCAUUUCUAGAUUGAAAAAAUAAAAAAAUCUGACAACAUUACAUUGUGAUUUUUGCCAUACAGAGACAUGAUCCCAAACUCCUCCUCAGGUCCGCUCGAUUUCCAAGCACAUUUCUCUCCUCCUCGGUGCGCUCGAGGGCACGGAUGCCCACCUCCAGGGUUACACCGUCGUCUCCCAAUUGGUCCUCGCGUGCUUCCGCGGGCUGCAGCCCAUGUUCGAGGCCAACGCGAUCAAGGCGGUCAACGAGAUCAACGUGCGACACAUCCAGCAGUGCCAGAUCCCAAUCCCGAAGCCAGAGCACCCGGACGACGGACUGAACACGCACAAUUUUGCGUUGAUGUCGCAGUCCUACGAGAAGACCGACCCGGAGAAGGCACAGCAGAUCCUCAACGCCGCGCCAACGGCUAUUCUCGCGCUGGUCUGCAAGCUGCAGGCGAACUUCAAGGGUUUUAUGCUCCGCGCGCGGUACUCACACCGCGUGAAAGUUAUCUGCGGGUACUGCAAGGAGAUCGACUGGCCGCGGGCGCUCGGCGACGAGCCGGAUGAGGACGAAGACGAGCUGACGGCCUUGACCAGGAAAGCGAACAAGAAGCUACGCAGUUGACAUCAAAAGUGUCGUACUAGUAGUCAUUGCGAUGCUGCAUGACACAUCUGCUUUCUUACCCAACUCCGCAUGAGAAAUUUCAUACUUUCUUCCUAAAAAAUUGUUUGGCAUGCGAAUUGUACUUCUAAGACGAUGCUUUUGCAAUGCAUAGAGGAAGGACUCCGGCAAAACCCUCGACGAAAAGAUUGCCACCUACCAGCCGGUCGUGUCCCAGUACCUCGGUGGCCAGGGCCUGGAGGCGGAGAAGAAGCAGAAGGAGCUGAAGCGGCCGGGCGCGUUGUCCAAGCAGGAACAAGUCGGUAUGCCGGAAAGGGGGGAAAAAGGCGCGAUCCCGGUCGAGACGCUGCAGGACUUGCCGCAGGUGAGGAUUACCGCGGAUCACCGGGCGUGCGCGGAUUUAUACGCGCUCUACGUGUACAACAUGUACCGGCGACGGGAGAUGGCGAAGAUCUGGAAGGCGCUGUCCUUCGCAUACGACACGGUGGUGAGGAAUUUCGUUUCCUUAUUGGAGAAGAACGCCUCUUUGAAACCCAUGGUCGAAUCCGUGUCCGCGCAGCUCAAGCGCGGCCGCGCCAUCGGGUUCUCCAAGGCCUACGUCCCGAAGUCCGAAGCCGCGGGCGCGGGCGGCGACGCGACUGGUGCGCCGGGCCGGAUCAAACCGGUCGAAACGGAGCUGUUCCACAGAAAACCCACCGCGGGUUCCACAUCCACCUCCCAGGCCCCGGGCUCCCGCCAGUCCGGCGUCGGCCUGUCCGCGGCCGCGCAGCGCGCCGGCGGGCAGCUUGAUGCGGAUGACCAGGACAUGUCGCCGACAGCCAGGAGGCAGGCGUCGGAAGCGGCGCUAGAGCCGGAACGACCGGAGUCGAAGUCGCAGGAGGAGGAGCAGCAGAUGGAGAGACCACCGGAUCCAAACGCCAUUCAGCUCUCCGGAGACUACCUGACAAGGUACUUGGAAGAAACAAACGGUAUGCAUUGCAAAUAAGUCUGGGUCUGGAAAAAUAAACUUGUGAUGGUGCAAGUCCGUGAACAGUAUAGUGCUCUGUAAAAAUGCACCGCCAAGCAUGACAAGUUUUUUCGUGCUUCUGUGCUGCGUAUUUCGCAUGAGAGACUGCGCUUUUGCAUGACAGGCAAGAGGGCCUCUUGGUGGCCACGCAAUACAGACUGCAGAGUCAUGCCAGACUAGCAUGACAAAUCUUGCAAUCUUCCAGACCCAGACCACACAUUUGCAUUUGAUAAACGGCGACGACUCGCAGUUUAAAGACAUCGAGCCGGCGGUGAUUCCCUUCUCCACGGGAACCUCGCCGAGGCGACUAUCGCAAGAAAAAACUGUUCCACUGUGAACUUGUGAUGCAGACAAUGGAACACAGAACUUAACUAUUUGCCUUGCUACACCUCCCUGCAAGCCGUUGGAUUUUUAAGCGUAUUUUCCCUUGGGAAACGCGCGCGGCAAAUUUUCUGUGUCAUGUGUAACAAACUUGUGAUGCGGUUCCUCUUCCUGCGAAAUCAUCACAGUGAAACGGUUUUUUCGUGGGAUAACGAGAACGACCCGACGAAUACCUGUUUCGCGAGGACUACAUGCAGAAGAAGGCCGAAGAGGAGAUGGCAGCCGCGGGCGACGACCCGGCCGCGCAGGCGGCGGUCGCGACGAAACUGAAGCAGGACGCGGCGGACAAGCCGUACGAAAAGGUCCCGACCCCGAACGUGACGGUGGACUGGUGCAAGGGAAAGCUGAAGCCCAUGUGGCUGCCGAUCAAGGCCCACCGGUUCACGGCGUGCCGCUCGAAGGUGUUGCAGUUGCUGCCCGCGAAGCAACUCGAGCAGUACAUCGAGCACGAGAAGCAGUGUCACUACGCCGCUUGCAUCAAGUUGUUGGAAACGUGCGUCCCGGGCAACCUGAACGUCUUCCAGCCCUCGCAGCUGGUCGCAAACCGGCCUCUGCUGAUCGAGACGAUCUUCCAACUCCUCGUCGGUUACAUCGGUUUGUGUUUGAAGAACAGCGACUCCGCCGCCGCGGCGAGGCUCUGUUUGCAGACAUUGGAGGCGAUGCAGACGGCUUUGAGGGAUUUGCACCCGGCGCACCGUGCGGUUUUGGAGGCUUACCUCUACGACACGGCCCUCUCUGUCGCCUACUAUUCCCCCCAAGACGUGCAGCUGGCCAGCAAGGCGGAAUCCUUCUUCCAGCAGGCAAGCCAGCGGUACUUGAAGCUGAAACACGUCAAUCGGUUCGCGAAGUGCUGCCUGCGGUACGGAUCGGUUUUGUUCCUGCAGAACCACCAUCACGAAGCAGAAUACUUCCUGCAGCAGGCUCUGAACAAGCUGACAAACUCCGGAGUGUCGUCUCUACUAGUCGUGUGCUACCACAAUCUCGCGGUCGAGACCGCCGUGCAGGACCGGUUGCCCGAUGCCGGUAGUCAUAUGCGGACCUACAUCUCGCUGUUGCGCCAGAUGUCGAAGCUGUCCAACCAGUGGAUCCAGAAGGCGGACAACACGCAGUGGCUGUUGCUGAAGCUAACGGAUCUCUGGCCGGCGCACCAAGCCAGGUUGAACGCCGGGAUGGUGUCGUGAGCGGAGCGGGGGAUCGACUGGAGAGAGUAGUAGACGAGAAAUCUACUUCUAAGAGUCAGAAAAUGACAAAGGGGAAAUGUAAAAAGUGGUAUAAUUUCAACAACAACAAACGAACCUGGAUACAGACGUGACGUACAAUCAGGACAUUACGGAAAAUUUCAGAAAAAUCGAAUGAAGCUGUACAAUAUGAGAUAGAGUCAGACAGAAAACGCAUAAGAAUGCAGAGUCAAGAGUUACCGUUUCGACGUUUCGAAAAAAUGCAGUUUUUAGUAUCAGACCAAAUAACGCAAGAUGCUUGAUCGUGCUCUUACGCACAGGCAGUAUCAAGCCUUGUUGGGAGCAUCUCACUUCGGAGGGCCCCAACUUGUUAAGAUUAGCAGAGAAUACAGAUCAGACUUUCCAAUUUUACAACUUGUUUAGCAGACUUAACAUUUCUUGUUUCUAUGAAUCACAACUUUCAGACAGUUUCAGUCUCGGUGAGGAGCUGAAACUCUAUCGAGAAUAAAAGUUUACCCAUUAGUUUCAGACACACGACAACGUCCGCAGUGUCAGACCGGACGAGCGAUUUCAGGUUUAUUGGUUUAUUGAUGCAUAACAGAUUUCCAAUAUUAGCAGUUGAUAUUUAUUCGAGCUUGAUGUCUGCCGCGACCGUUUCGUCGCAGCAGGCAAAAACAUUACUAUUCUAUCGCAGACACGAUUACGAUUUACCAAACCUAGAGAAAAUGGAAUGCUAGAUCACCAGCCAGAAGUCCAUCGUCUUUUGCGAAAGCGCGAUGACAUCGAUGUUUGUUAUACUUGUUUCCCGGCCGCAUCGCUCAGACGAUGUCAGUCACUAACGAAUAAAUUUGAUUUUACAGACGCCUGGAGCAGUAGUUUGUGUAUCUAUGACGAAAUUUGCAAUGUAGUCUUCAACAACUGUAUUGUGUGAGAAUCGGAAAUACGAAUGUCGUACGGAUUAGCAAUUUAGUUUUGAGCUGUUUUCUUAGCGUGAUAUCAGACCAGUUUUAUUAGAAAUCAGACAAUAUUAAUUUAGCAUUACCAGCACCACGUUCGAGCAAAUGAAAAAUUCUGUUACAAUAGGAUUGUUUUCUGUUUCUGAGACUUAUUCAAAAUGCUUUGAAUAUGAACAAACUUAAUUCGAUGCAAUUGUACAUAGUCAAUGAAG